This is a messenger RNA of Encephalitozoon hellem ATCC 50504, 654 nucleotides long. RefSeq lists its product as uncharacterized. The transcript has a single exon. NCBI's taxonomy places the organism in Eukaryota, Fungi, Microsporidia, Unikaryonidae. The coding region runs from base 1 to 654 and encodes 217 amino acids. The record is from RefSeq and is a predicted model, not a curated record.
AUGCUGUUAUUGUUUUUUAUGUCGGCAUAUUCAUUCCAGGGAAGAUAUGGAUCCUGCUCCAAGUCCAGCAGCCGCCUUAGGCAUUCUGACUACGACGGGGUGAUGAUGCUGAAUGUGUUGCACAGGAACCAGCCUCUGACUGUGUUUGAUAGCGCCUAUCCAGAAAGGAUAAGCCUGCCGGCUCUGCUUUCGGAGUUCUCCAAGGAAAUGAUGGAGAACCAGAUCUUCGAUCUGAAGUACGAAAGUUUUUCGAAGAAAAUAUGGCUAGAGCUCAAAAAGGAGCGCUGUAUAGAGAUUGCUGAUGUUCAUUCCUCUCUAAAGGCUGUGAGAAUGAAGAUUUCUCCAUCCUCUAUCUACCUGAAGAGGCUUCCAAACAGCAUGAAGUUCCAGCUUAUAUCAGAAGACAAGUGCCUUACUGUCGGGAACGAGAUAAAGUAUGGAGGAACAAGCGGGUGGACGCUUUCCUUUACCGACUGUAAGGAUAACAACGACCUCCAGACAUUCGUGAUGAUUCCUUCACUCAAAGGGCUGAUGAAGAUUAAUGGAAAGGCAAGAACUCAUAGAAUGAUUCGUAGAAUGUACGAUACAUUCAGGAGGAUAGGAAAGAUCAUAGGAGUGGUUGACAUAGCUAGACUUAGAAGAUCCCUUCAUUAA